AAUCCAGUUCGGUUUUUCCCUAAAGCUCCAAAAAUCUAUGAAAUGUGUUUGCAUGUUCCUCGCUGCAAGCGGGGAUGUAGAGGUGGGUUUGCAAGGACUGAGAAAGCUCGGGGAACCCACGCGUUCAGGCUCUGAGAAAGUCCGUUUUUCCUCCUCAUCAUUCCGGGUCAUUUAUUUGUUCUAGAAACUAAUUCUUGUCAUAGUUGUCAACAAACAGCCACUCCGCUGGAUUGUUUCAUUGGAGGAGAAGCUUUUUUCUCCCUUUUGCUGCACCUUUCUUUUUUCUUUUUUUAUUCACAUUACCUCCACGGCGCGGCAGGCUGGGAGACGGACCGCACGGACUGUCGGCGCCCUUCCCUCGGCUCGGAUGUGCGUCGCUUCCUGAAGGCUGAUGGAAGAACGUGGAUGAGGGCUGCGCUGUAGAGGGGCAGAAGGCUUUGGGGCCUGCCUGUCAUCGGCCGGCUGAUUCAUCCAUUCCAGUGAGGCACCACUCUCACAGGGGGGGCACAGAGCGGACGUUUGUGGUUUACACCUGCCCCCUUUCCACCCUUACCCCAAACCCAGGCACGUACGCUCUGGACCAUGUCUAGCGGGCUGUCGGAGGGGGGCCGGACAGACGACCUGGAGCAGAAUAGCUGCAAGCAGGAGUCUCCUGUCAUCGAGCGCAGGAACCGCAGCGGCAUCAUCAGCGAGCCCCUCAGUAAGAGCCUUAAGAAGUCCCGCGCCCUGUCCCAGUACACGGCCGUCUCCUCCGCCACCACCAAUGGACACACAGACAGUACUGCGGCUAAAAGCCACACGGCCAAAUCGCAGCCGCCCCCACCGCCCCAGCCCACCGUUUCUGCACUGACAGCCGCAAAGUUGGACCGAACCUUAGAGCAGGUUCUUGAGGGACAAAAUGGCCUGCUGCAUUUUGCCCAGGCAGCAGCAUUGCUAAAGCGAGCCGGUAUGGAGCACAUGCUCCUGCCUGGGGGCAUGGGAGUGGGAGUUGGCGGUGGAGACGCCGGCUCGGGGGCUAGCGACUUGGAGGGUACGUCUGUCACGGAUGCCGUAGGUGGUCCUGUUGACUUCCCAUAUGGAGUAGGGGGUGGCUUCCCCUUCAACCCGGGGCUUUUCAUCAUGACGCCGGCUGGAGUGUUUCUGGCGGACAGUGCGCUGCACAUGGCCGGCCUGGCCGAAUACCCAGCACAGAGCGAGCUGGCCUCUGCUAUCAACUCCGGUAAAAAGAAACGAAAACGCUGCGGCAUGUGCCCACCUUGCCGAAGGCGGAUUAACUGCGAGCAGUGCAGCAGCUGCCGGAAUAGAAAAACGGGCCACCAGAUCUGCAAGUUUCGUAAAUGCGAGGAGCUGAAGAAGAAGCCUUCUGCUGCUCUGGAGAAGGUGAUGCUUCCUACUGGCGCGGCGUUCCGGUGGUUCCAGUAGGACUCCUCCUCCUCUCCCUACCCAAAGUUCUGCCAUCAAGUGCAAUGUCAACUCCUGGAUUGUCUCCGGAACAGACACUGGCUAAUAUACAGCUAGCAGCAAAUAAAGUUAUCAGUGAAAAAAAAAAAAGAAAGCAGAAAAAAGUCUGUUGGAUAAUGGAUGCACCUACUUAUUCCUUGAACCAAAAAUGAAGCGCAAAGAAAAAACAUCUUUGACAACUUUUCAUUCCCUUUUCUAUGUUUUCAUUUUGGUACCUUUUGUCUUAUUCCCAGCAGUUUUUUCUGUCGCUUAAGCAUAAAACUGCUCAUCGCCAGAAACAGAAAUGACGGACGGAGUGUGGACAAUCAACUAAUUUCUGUGUUUGGUGUUAAUGUUGUUUAUGUGUGGAAAGAUACAGUACUUGUGUAGAGAAUGUAAAUUUACGACUAUAUUUUAAAACUAGUGGCAAACAUUAUUGUAAUUCUUCAUUGCUGAAAGCCUCGUUUGCUUUAUGAGUCAAUGAAUUGAAGGGGUCAACUUUUUGAGACAGGACGAUGUUUGACCUUGGACAGACGAGAAAAAGUUUCACACAAUGAUGCUGUCAGUUUCAGGGGGAAAUCGAAACUGAACAUUAUGUUUGGCAAAGCCUUCACUGGCUUGAAGCUGCUUUUCGCCAGAGCCGCCACUACUGUAAUCUCCUCAAUAAGCCCUCCUUUGCAUUUCCAAACUUUUCCUUUUUACUCAAACUGGCAGCCUUAUUUACUGUGGCCCUACUGAGCAUGUGCCAAUACAGCUCAGGGCGAUAGCACCAAGAGACAGCACUUGCUCUGAGUCUACCCUACUGAACGCACUGAGACAAGAUUGCAUCUUUUUUUUUUUUAAUUUGUUUUUUGUUACAUUUUCAUGAUUUUGUUAUGUUGCUGGGUAGCUACAGCUUUUGAAAAUAACCAAUAUUUGUAUUUGUUUAGAAAAUUGGACUGGUUUUGUGAAUAAAAAGGAAUGCAUGUAUUUGUGUCAAAAUUUACAAUUCUGAUGUUUGUCUGAUUGCCUACCUGCAUGUUUUGUUUAAUCAGCUGUUUGGAUUGACAAACGGAGGUGGAACUUCUCCGCUGGUUGGGAGACAUCUUCUCUGUACUUUUAUAAUCGGACGGAAGAAUUCCAGCAAAGGUUUGUUGGAGGUAGACCGGGUGGUGGUUCCCACGGAUCGCCAUGCUGCCCCCUGUUUGACUGAGCUCUCUUGUUGCCUGUAAUAUCUUCAUAUAGUGAACUGAUGGACCCUUGCUUUGGUAAAAUGUAACCAGAAUGUUUUUAAAGAGAUUUGAUUUUGAA
This is a messenger RNA of Oryzias melastigma (Indian medaka), 2730 nucleotides long. It is a transcript of the gene cxxc5a, whose product is annotated as CXXC finger protein 5a. Bases 583 to 1422 code for a protein of 279 amino acids. Gene Ontology annotation, molecular function: methyl-CpG binding; zinc ion binding. Lineage: Eukaryota; Metazoa; Chordata; Actinopteri; Beloniformes; Adrianichthyidae. The record is from RefSeq and is a predicted model, not a curated record. Gene Ontology annotation, cellular component: nucleus. The transcript is spliced from 3 exons.